CCCUGGACGACAGGAAAGGGUAUUACUGUGCUAAUCUCUGUUUCACAGCUUGACCCUCUUCAAAUGAAUCCUUUGACCAAUUUCAUUGGCAACAGCUCAGCAGACAAUGGCUUUUACAUUUCAGCAUUCGACAGCCUUGCUCAUAAAAACUACCUCAUCCUCAUCCUGUCCGUCAUUUACAUCAUCACGAUGGCGGGGAACCUCAUUCUGUUGUCCAUUGUACUCAUGAACACCAGCCUGCACAAUGCCAAGUACAUUGCGGUGUGCAAUCUGGCCCUGGUGGACAUCUCAGUGAGCAGUAUUAUAAUCCCCCAGAUGGUGCCGGUGUUUGUGUUUGACCUGAAUCACGUCUCCUUCGGCAUGUGCUUCUCCCAAAUGUUCUUCAUGCACUUCUUCACCGACAUGGAGUCCUUCUCCCUGGCGGUCUUGGCCUACGACCGCCUGGUCGCCAUCUGUUUCCCCCUCCGCUACGCCACCAUAAACACGAACCCGAGGAUGUUCUUCAUCCUGGCGGGCAUGUGGGCGCUGGUCUUUCUCGUAGAGAUCUACCCCGUGAGCCUGGCCGUCCGACUGCCCUACUGCGCCUCCAGGGUGGUCCGGAGCUGCUGCUGCGAGCACGGCCCCGUCUACAUCCUGGCCUGCGCCGACGUCUCCUACAACCGCAGCGUGGCCAAGGCCAAGACGCUGGCCGUCCUGUUCGGCCCGCUCGCCUUCAUCCUGUGCACCUACGUGGUGGCGGUGGCGGCGGUGCUGAAGAUCGCCUCGCCGGAGCAGCGGAGGAAGGCCUUCUCCACCUGCCUCACGCACAUGCUCCUGGUGCUGGUCUACUACCUCCCCGUCAUCCUGGCCUACCUGGCGGGCAGCACCCGCCUGGUGACCUCCCUCGACAUGCUCACGGCCAUUCUGACCGUGUGCGUCACCCUGCCCCCCAUGCUCAACCCCAUAAUCUACAGCCUGAAGACCGAGGAGCUGAGGGAGAAAAUCGCGAAGAUGCUCGGACUGCAGAGAGAACCCAAGUCCAAUAACAAAGGGCCGAUGUGAAACUGACCACCGUCGAUCCAUUAAUAAAGGAAACUGGUUUGCUUGCUCUUGGUUCAUCUGACCGGCAGAGACAGUGUGUAAGUGUACUGCUAGUGUCAUGCUUGUUAUUUUUAAAUUAUGAAUAACUUUAAUAUUUUAUUCCACUUUAAUUUCAUUGU
Messenger RNA from Anguilla anguilla (European eel), 1199 nucleotides. It is a transcript of the gene or107-1, whose product is annotated as odorant receptor, family D, subfamily 107, member 1. Lineage: Eukaryota; Metazoa; Chordata; Actinopteri; Anguilliformes; Anguillidae. Gene Ontology annotation, molecular function: olfactory receptor activity; G protein-coupled receptor activity. The transcript is spliced from 2 exons. The record is from RefSeq and is a predicted model, not a curated record. The coding region runs from base 64 to 1041 and encodes 325 amino acids. Gene Ontology annotation, biological process: G protein-coupled receptor signaling pathway. Gene Ontology annotation, cellular component: membrane.